CGUAUCCUCCACCUACAAUUAUAAUUUAUAAUCAAACACCAACUCAGGCUGAUGAUCGUAUAAAAUAAGAGAAGCACCAGCCACUUUCUUAAGAACACUCCCACAUGAUCACAUUCCCACUCCCUCUCACCCAAAAUUCUUCUGUCUCUUCCGCUUUUAGCAACAGAAUUGUAUUAUUGUAAAGCACCAGCCAUUUUCUUCAGGCCUCCUCCUCAUCAAGGUUUUGUUCGUUGAAGAAAGAAGAAAAGACUGUCAUUUUCUCUCUUCUGGGUGUUUACGUCGUCUGCUCUGGGCUGAGAUAUUAUUUUCUUUGGACCAAUUGGGUGGGGCAGCUGGAGGAAGAAAACCCAAUAAACAAAAGUCAGUCUUUAUGUACCAAGUGGUUGCUGGUGAUUGUCCCAUUCGGUACGCAAUUUUAUAACGCUGUGGAUACGACCUUUUCUUCUCUCUAUUUCUCUGUUGCGUUUCUUCUUUCUCAUUGGGGCUGCUUUCUUCUCCUAUAAAAGUGACAGAAAAUGGCGGAAAAUCCAAAGUUGGAUUCGGCUGCUACUGAAGAGGUUUAUGGAUUAGAAGAAAAAAUGGGUACCCAGAAAAUCUCAGUUUCCGAUCAUAUAAACGGCUUUCAUUACACAGCAGAUAAAUCUGACAGCUUUGUCAUUGAUAUGGAAAGCUUCUCCCAUGGCACCGAUAAAGAUAUUACUCCAAAUUCUAGAGUCUCGAUGCAGAGAAAUCUUUCUCGGAAAUGGUCUCAGCGUGAUGGGGAGAAGAAGAUAAAUUACAACGCCAUUUCAACUGAUAGAGAUAUUUUGGCUGGAGGAGCAUCUUCACCCUUAGCUGCUCUUGUAGGAUCUAGCACGCCUAAGUCCCCACUGGCUAUGGGGACCAUAGAUCAUUCAAGCAACCCGCAGGUCCAUCAUCAAAUCACCGUCACAGCAGCCAACAUCGGCACCACCACCGAUGGCAGAUGUGUUGUUCGGAGAAAUAGUUUCCGGCGCUCUUCAUCUUGGGCCAUCGACCCCAAGAGGGUUCUUUUCUUCUUUGCCACCAUGUCAAGCAUUGGAACAAUCUUGUUGAUAUACUUCACCCUUUCAAUUGCCAAGUACAAUGCAGAUGAAAACAGUCUAGAUUGGCAGCAGUGACAUAACGUGUGCACUUUGUAGUAGAAUUUAAGAUGGAAGACAUGGGAAAGUAGCUACUCGAAAAAGCGGCUUCUUUCUAAUGAGAGAUUUGGGACAAGAUUACACAACAGAAAGAUGAUGAUUUAGUUCCAAGGAUGGAAAAAGCUAACAACCUCCCACCACUCUUGUCUUCAUACAGAAACCAAACUUGUUUUUGCAGAAUUUUAGAAGUGAUGACAACGUCGUACUGCAUUGUGACAAGGAGAAGGAAU
Molecule: messenger RNA, 1390 nt
Organism: Prunus avium (sweet cherry)
Lineage: Eukaryota; Viridiplantae; Streptophyta; Magnoliopsida; Rosales; Rosaceae
Source: RefSeq, a predicted model, not a curated record